CAAUUUUUUAAGAUUAUAAAAAACCUAACUAAUAUCAACGUCUAAGACAGUAAUCAAUAACAGUUUAAAAGGUCAAAAAUUCAUGCUAAUAACUCACAAAUAGCUGAUACUUUGCAUUGAAAGGUCGCUUAAUUAAGCUGUUAUUAAGCUUCGUCUGCUUUCAUUACGCUGCUGUAACUUUUGACUUCACCUUCUAAAAAUAUAUCCAAUAUUAUUAACAAACGCCUUAUAAGUCACUAACUUACUGUUUUAAAAAAAGAAAUGGAUUGGGAUGUGGACGAACUGCUAGCUGAACCAACAACAGAAGUCGAGCAAGAUUACUCUUCCCUCUGCACACAAUGGUUAAAUGAGCGCAUGGCUCCUGAAUUGCUUCCUUUCGCGGAAGAUGUAGUUACAAGGGUUACAGAAAGACUUCGUGCUCAACUAGAGACUUUACAAAGUUCCAUUGGAACUGCCAAUGCCACUGGCUAUCGUAGCGUGCUAAUUCAAAUUGAGCUUGAACGAAUUAAAUUUGUUUUAAGAUCUUAUUUACGGACAAGACUGAGCAAAAUUGAUGACUAUGGUCAGUAUAUUCAGGCGAAUCCAAGUGUCCUCCUAAAUUUAUCAUCAACUGAACGACAGUACCUUUUACGGCAUCAACAACUCUUACAUAGGCACUAUAUGACCUCUUUUCUUCGUGAACUUCCUAUGAAGAUGAAUAAGCUGGACGACACAAUUGGAAGGACCAGUAUGGUAGCAGCGCCUGACAUGGAUAGUCCCGUUUUCUGUAUGGUUAAUGAAACUAUUGAAGAAAAUCUUCGGGUGGCAGAAAAUGAGUAUGUGACUCUGGACCGCGGCGAUAUUUUGCUUUUGAAGUAUUCGGCUAUCGCAAAUUAUGUUCGUGCAGGAGCUGUUUCCCUUAUUUAACUUUUUUUUUCUUCUGUAUUCUAUAGACUUUAAAAACAAUAUUAAUUCCUUAAAGUAUAAAUACAACAAUGCUCUUAU
Messenger RNA from Schizosaccharomyces octosporus yFS286, 984 nucleotides. Its product is annotated as GINS complex subunit Sld5. The transcript has a single exon. Gene Ontology annotation, cellular component: GINS complex. Lineage: Eukaryota; Fungi; Ascomycota; Schizosaccharomycetes; Schizosaccharomycetales; Schizosaccharomycetaceae. The record is from RefSeq and is a predicted model, not a curated record. The coding region runs from base 262 to 906 and encodes 214 amino acids. Gene Ontology annotation, biological process: double-strand break repair via break-induced replication; DNA-templated DNA replication.